GUCUCGGGAGGCGGGGCUGGGGCUGGAACCCGGGGGUCCCUUGGAUCUUUGUGGGUUUAGCUACUCCUGGCGCGCAGGCCUGACCUGGGCACCGUGCCCCGAGCCCGUGACACAGUGGGGAGUGUCCCUUCGUCUGCCCGCCUGCGAGGGGCUGAGGAGGCCUGGAGCUGGGCGCAGAGUUGCGGGGCCGGUCGUUUCCCUGUGAGGCUCUCCCCAGAAUCCCUGCUGCCUCCGGGCAGUGGAGGAGCGGGCACCGAGGUCGCAGGUGUGGCUGGGGCCGUUUUUCCUGGUGCUCUGCGUGAGAGCUGGGUUCCAGAGCCUGGUCCCUAGGAGGAGAGCGGCGGAGCGGAGCCCGUGGGCGGAGGCCGGGCGCGUGAGGGGUCUGGGAGUGGGAGCGGGAGAAGAGCAUCGCCCCCGCAGCCAUGCUGCGCGCCGCUGGGAAGUGGACCCGGGUUUGACGGCCCUGCUCUGGGCGCUGCGGGUUGGCUGGGCGUCGCUGCCGGAGUGGGAAUGCCUGGUGUCACCCAGCUUGCUCCCCGCUCCCUGAACCCCGGGAGGACCGCAGGGACCCGGCCGGAGGACAGAGAUUUGGACCUAGUGAAAGGACAUCGUCCCUUAGCACCAGCUAUGGACUCCACAGCAUCAGUUCUCCCUUCUCAGGACCCUGUUCUUCCUCCAGAGAGAUGCCCAGGAGAAAAGGGAACAGCCAGCUUAUCCCUGAAAGCCAGGCCCCAGGACCUGAUGACAUUUGAGGAUGUGGCUGUGGAACUCACCCCGUGGGAGUGGGGGCAGCUGGACCCUACUCAGAAGGACGUGUACCGGGAAGUGAUGCUAGAGAAUUUCAAGAACCUGGCCUCCCUGGGGUUUCCAAUGUCCAAACCGUAUGUGAUCUGCCGGUUGGAGGAAGGGGAAGAGCCCUGUAUUUUGGAGAGAGAAAUCUCAACAGGUGCCCCCGCAGACCACUGGCAAGAACUUAGACAUAGGACUAUGGCUGAUGGCAAGGGAGGCUGGAAAUGGAAGUUUUUGUCCUGGGCAGCAAUGGGGCCAACGAAAAUUGGGGGAUUCUAUUACUAAGGAAGAAGAGGAGGAUGGAUAUUGACAAAUGACCAGGAAUCUGUGCCUGAAGACCCCAAUACUUCAAAGUCAUUUGGGAAUGAGAUCAUAUCCACGAUCCUCUCUGGGUCUCAGUCUUCUCCUCUGUAAGAUGAAGGGCUUUGCACUUGUGGAAAUAAAUGAAGACUACCCAAAUGAGAAGAAACAGGCUGUUUAUUCAGAGCUUGCCAUAGCAAGGGAUCAGCCACUAUCACCUGCACCUGGCAGAGACCCAAAGGCAUGAAAGGAUUAAGAAAGCUUUACGAUGAGAAGAAAAAAAGUGAAAGCUUCAGGUAUGCCCUGACUGGAAGUUGUUGGCAUGGGAAAACUGGAGGGGGGCUAAGUCGGAGCAGGAUAUCUUAUGUGAUUGGUUUGGGCAGCAUAUUUGGUUUUCUAUGGUUGGUUCUAAGUUGGAAGUGAGGGCAAAGAAUAGGGGGGAAGUAGUCAUUUGGCUGUUCUGAGCUGAUUGCUGCAGAGGCUGUGGUUUGGCUUCCAGGCUGGUUGCUGCAAAGGUGUGGGACAGAGUUCUAUUGUCAUAUAAGGUGUAUCCAUUGUCCACUGGUAUAUUUAGUCCCUCAGUUCUCCCUUUUGGUCACUUUCUUGCUUGAGAGAGGUUGACCAAUUCAGAGAUGCUAGAGAGCCAGAUCUUUACGGAGGACUGUUUGGUUGUCUCCAUAGUAAACUUAUCAUGAGAUCUUUUUGUUGUAGCAUCAUGGCAAUCAGAUCUGAUGAGAGAGAAGCUGUGCAGAAGCAUUGAGCCAAGUAGUGUUUUCUUUAAGGUGAUGUACUGCCUGUUCUACCAUGCCUGUUUCAUUGAGCCAACUAUAGCAAUAGCAUAGAUGCCCCCAUGAUCAGUCAGUAAGAAGUUUAGUGCAAAGCAAUCGCCCAUAACUACUUGAGCCAAUGAGCUGAGACAAAGCUACAGAUCUUCAGUCUAGGGAAGAGGUGAUGUCAUAACUGGUGGCAGUUAGUGAGUGAUAGGUCUCUUAUAGUCUUUCUGUCUCCCACCAUUGGAAAUACUGCUCUGAUUGUUCACAUAAACAAUGAGUCAGUAAUUCCCCAAGGCAGAGUGCAUGAAUAAUUAAGGGUGGCCGCAUUUUGGAGCUCUUGCCUGGGUUGGAAUUUCCAGCACUGGUGAUGUAUAAAGUUAGGAUUUCUAUAUACAGACAGUUUUGGGAUGCUAUUCCUAAAGUGCAUGAAUUUUUAGUCUGAGGAAAACGAGACCUGUUGACCUGGUUACAAAGGAAGUAGAAUCCAGUAAGGGCACAUAGAGAUCCAGGAAAAAAGUUGUUCAUGACAUGAGAUUGGAGCCAAAGCCACCCUUAGGCGGCUUUGCUAUAUAUUUAGCUCUGCUAUAUACUUGGAUCCCUUUACUGUCUUCCAGCUGAUAAGUAACUGGCCUACUACCCUAAUGAAGGUUGUUGAAUUCAAAUUCAGAAUUACCUGGAUUCUGAUCAACAGAUUGUGAUAACUGGCUCUUUUUCUGGGAAAGUGGGACACUAGCAAAGUCACAGGUUGCUUUGUUUAAGGUCAUUUGUCCCUGUAGGUGCUAAUGGAAAAACCACUGGCUUUAAUUCUCUAUAGUCUCAUUUGGUGAGACCAGAACCGUUCAUAUAUAUUUAUCAUGAUGGUCUGCCAAUGGAUGGC
This is a messenger RNA of Globicephala melas (long-finned pilot whale), 2739 nucleotides long. The record is from RefSeq and is a predicted model, not a curated record. NCBI's taxonomy places the organism in Eukaryota, Metazoa, Chordata, Mammalia, Artiodactyla, Delphinidae.